AUGUGGUGGUUUUUAGCAGCAGCAUGGUGUUUGCUUCUUCCUGGACCCGUACAUGGCUAUCAGCAAGGGAGCAUCACAAAUCCAGAAGCCAAUAUGAACAUUGUAUGUAUUUUCCUUCCUCCCUUUCAGAGUCAACUUAUUUCUUACUGGGGCUAUCCUUAUGAAAAGUAUGAUGUUGUAACAGAGGAUGGUUAUAUCCUUGGAACUUACCGGAUUCCUCAUGGCAAAGGAUGUUCAAGGAAAACAGCUCCGAAGGCAGCUGUGUAUCUGCAGCAUGGAUUAGUUGCAUCUGCCAGCAACUGGAUUUGCAACUUGCCCAACAACAGCUUGGCUUUUCUUCUGGCUGAUAGCGGUUAUGAUGUGUGGUUGGGGAACAGCCGAGGAAACACCUGGUCCAGAAAACACCUGAGAUUGUCCCCUGAGUCACCUCAAUAUUGGGCCUUCAGUUUGGAUGAGAUGGCUAAAUAUGAUCUUCCAGCCACAAUAAAUCUAAUCUUGGAGAAAAGUGGACAGAAGGAGCUCUUCUAUGUGGGCCACUCACAGGGUACCACUAUAGCGUUCAUAGCAUUCUCGACAAAUCCAGAACUGGCUAAAAAGAUUAAGUUGUUUUUUGCACUCGCUCCAGUGGUCACAGUAAAAUACACUAGAAGUCCCAUGAAAAAAUUAACCACCCUUUCCAGGCAAGCUGUCAAGGUAUUGUUUGGUGACAAAAUGUUCUCCACUCACACAUUGCUUGAACAUUUCAUUGCCACCAAAGUGUGCAACCGGAAGAUAUUCCAGCCUAUAUGCAGCAAGUUAAUGUUUUCUCUAAGUGGAUUUGAUCGCCCAAACUUAAACAUGAGUCGCUUGGAUGUUUAUAUGGCACAAAACCAUGCAGGAACAUCUGUUCAGAACAUGCUGCACUGGGCACAGGCUGUCAAUUCUGGUCAACUCCAAGCUUUUGACUGGGGCAGUCCUGACCAGAACAUGAUGCAUUUCCAUCAGCUUACACCUCCUGUAUACAACAUCACCAAGAUGAGGGUUCCAACAGCAAUAUGGAGUGGAGGACAGGAUGUUGUGGCAGAUGCCAAGGACACUGAAAAUCUGCUCCCUAAAGUCACCAAUCUUAUCUACUACAAGGAGAUUCCACACUACAAUCACUUGGAUUUUUACCUUGGACAGGAUGCACCCUGGGAAGUUUACCAAGACCUAAUUAGAAUGAUGGAAGAAUACUUGCAAAAUUGAAGGCACCCUCUUUCUGCAAGUGGAUGAAUGUCUUGCAGUAAUCAUGAUAUAGACUGACCCUAUGGUUACCUGGAUAGUUCUCAACUUGUAUUUUCCCCUCCUUUUUGUGAGGAAGAGAACUGAGUGUUCUUAGAGAGAGACCCAUGCUUGGAACAUCAUUUAAUCUUAAUUAUGCUUACUUUGGAGGUUAGUAAUUCAACUUCUGAAUUUAAGAAGAGUAAACAUUA
Peromyscus maniculatus bairdii (prairie deer mouse) is the source of this 1451-nucleotide messenger RNA. The record is from RefSeq and is a predicted model, not a curated record. Lineage: Eukaryota; Metazoa; Chordata; Mammalia; Rodentia; Cricetidae.